CUUCCCCCGUGACUUACUGCAGAAUGAGGGCAUCACUCACAGAAGCCUCAGGGUAAUUAUUCCGUUUGCAGGGCCAAUGCAAAACCCACAGUAGGGGCAGGGUAACUCCUCCUCCCAUGGGGUACAGUGCACAACCUACAGUCGCAUAAGAGCAACUGUAAAUAUGCAGCAGAAGUGCAUCAGCCGCCUGGGUUUAGUGUAACUCCUCCAUUGUAGGGCGACUGCGAGAUAAAUGCAUCGCCCAUAGUAUUGUCAAGGCAGCACCUCCUACUUUAUGACUCUGAAUCAGACGCCUGGGAUCCUGCCGACACUAAUCCGGAGAGAUGUCCGUCUGUCUGACGGAGGAACAGAAGCGGAAAAUUGAGGAAAACAGGCAGAGAGCAUUGGCUAGGAGAGCCGAGAGAUUGGCCGCCCAGCAGAAUACACUCAAACAGACAAAUAAUAGCCACUCCACUCUGUUUAACAUCCAGAAAUCAACCGUGGACCAGGGAGCACUCUUCUCAGGCCAGAGAACUAAUGUCACAGCUGCGUGUAUGGCACCUUUACAACAAGGCAGCAAUAAUAAAUAUGCCUUUCAGAAAACCUCCAGUGGUGGUAGCGCUGCUUCCUCUUUACCUGGCACAGCUGAGAAUAAGCCGCAAGCAGGUGGCAAUGGGCCAUGUGAUUACAAGGUGCCUGCUGACCCAGCGCAGGAUUUCACUUCUUCUAAGAACUUAACAGGCAAAUACGUUGCACCAAAAGCUCACUGUGUGUCGAGUGUGCCUAGCUUUAAUGAUACCCCUAAUCCCAGGCAGUUAAAUCCUGCUUGCACUACCCAAGAACAAGAAAAGCCCAAGAAUUCCAGCUAUUCAUACUCAAGGCCUGACUCAGACACUGCUUGUGAUAAGUUUACAGCGGGGCCUGGGCCCGGGCCCAUCAGGAAUACUACAGCUAUCUCUAAAUUCUAUGGUGCCAACCCAGGUAUCAAGCCUGCUCUGCCCGUAAGUAACAAGACUGUAAGUGAAGUGAGGGACAGAGGAGUCACUGGCAGUUCAGUGGAGGCUGUACCAGUCAAGAAGGCAUCCAGCUCCACCCGAGGGAGGUGUGUAAAGCACAUGGAAGGUCGGUUCCGAGUUGAAGUUGGAUACAGUGCUGAACUCAUUGCCUUAUUUAAAACAAUCCCAAGCAAGGCAUAUGAUCCAGCAACAAAGAUGUGGAAUUUUGGCCUUGAAGAUUAUGCCUCUCUCAUGAGUGAGGUGCAGCGGGUACAGAGCGUGGAGCUAAAAGUCUUGGAAGGAAUGGAAGGAGUGCAGAUAGCUCCUCCCCCAACGAGUGGCAGUGGAACAAAUAUUAAUGCACUGCUGGCAAUGUGUAACAACUGGCAGAGACCCAAUGCUACCCUGAGAGGCAGAUGCAUCCUCAUCUCCCGUUCUCGAUUUGAAAUGGAAAUCGGGUACCACACAGAAAUCAUCGGCCUCUUCAAGCAGAUGAAUACCAGGAAUUAUGAUACGAAGACAAGGAAGUGGAGUUUCAUGCUGGAGGAUUAUCAGAAACUGAUGGAGAGUGUGCGCAACAUUCAGCAAGUAGAAGUGGAGCCUCUCCCAAGACCGGUACUCCAAGCCUUUGCCCCCCAGUUUGAGAAAACCGCCAUCAGCCUCGCAGAGAUUGAAGAUGUGGAUUUAUCUCAUGUGGAUUCCAAGCUUGUCGGCAACUUAAUGCCCUUCCAGAGGGAUGGAGUGAACUUUGCUAUAUCGCGGGAAGGGCGUUUGCUUCUUGCUGAUGACAUGGGCUUAGGAAAGACUAUUCAAGCCAUCUGUAUCGCUGCAUAUUACCGAAAAGAGUGGCCCUUGCUCGUUGUGGCCCCUUCCUCUGUAAGGUUCACAUGGGCUGAGGCCUUUCACCGGUGGCUUCCUUCUUUGAACCCAGAAAGCGUUAAUGUCAUUGUGACUGGACGAGACAGCCAGAGCGCCAAUCUGAUCAACAUCAUUAGUUUUGACCUUCUGGGGAAGAUGGACAAGCAGAUUGCUGCUAAUUUCAAAGUCAUUAUUAUAGAUGAAUCUCAUUUCCUGAAGAAUGUGAAAACUGCUCGUUGCAAAGCUGCUAUGCCACUACUUAAGAGUGCUAAGAGGGUGAUGUUACUGUCGGGAACCCCAGCCAUGUCCAGACCAGCCGAGCUGUACACACAGAUUGCUGCCGUCAGACCUACUUUCUUCCCUCGGUUCCAUGACUUCGGAAUCCGUUACUGUGAUGCCAAGCAGAUGCCUUGGGGGUGGGAUUAUUCUGGAUCCUCUAAUCUAAACGAGCUGAAACUUCUGCUGGAAGAAUCAAUAAUGAUUAGACGAUUGAAAUCCGAGGUCCUGUCCCAGCUUCCCGCUAAACAGCGCAAAAUGGUUGUGGUGGCCCCCGAGGGCAUCACUGCAAAGACGAAGGCAGCUCUUGCAGCAGCGGCUAAGGAAAUGGCCAAGGGAUUUAAGAGCAAAGUUCAAGAGAAAGAAGCUCUGCUCCUUUUCUACAACAGAACAGCAGAAGCCAAAAUUCGAUCCGUCUUAGAAUACAUUAUAGAUCUGCUGGAAAGUGGUCGAGAGAAAUUCCUCGUGUUUGCACACCACAAAUUGGUUCUGGACAACAUUUGUGAAGAGCUCGGGAAGAAGGAAGUCCCUUACAUUCGAAUUGAUGGCAACACCUCCUCUGCAGACCGCCAGUCCCUAUGUCACAAGUUCCAGUUCUCCGAGAAAUCCUGUGUUGCCGUCCUGUCCAUAACCGCAGCAAAUAUGGGGCUGACUCUCUCUUCCGCUGACUUGGUUGUCUUUGCAGAACUAUUUUGGAACCCAGGAGUUUUGAUCCAAGCAGAGGAUCGGGUGCAUAGAAUUGGGCAGACAAGUUCUGUGAAUAUUCACUACCUGGUGGCAAAAGGCACAGCCGAUGAUUAUUUAUGGCCAAUGAUUCAGGAGAAGAUCAAGGUUCUUGGCCAAGCUGGGCUCUCGGAAGCAAAUUUUUCAGAAACAACGGAGUCUACAGAUUACUUUUAUAAGGAUCCCAAACAGAAGACCAUUUAUGACUUAUUCCAGAGAUCUUUCUCAGAGCAGGGAGCGGAAAAUGACUCCGAUGAGGCUCUGUUACUGGAGGCGUGUGAGGAGGUUGAUCUGGGAGAGUCCACCUGCGGUCCAACGGAUUAUUCUGGAAACGCCUGCAAGCGGAGGAAGAUUGACGAUUACUUUGCACUGUGAUCCCUGCAGGAAAAAAAAUUACAUAUUCACCUGUACAGUGUUGUAAGAAAAACAGUUAUAUUUUGUUAGAAUAUUUUGUAUUUAAUUUACACAAAAAUAAAAUAAGAACUUUUAUUAA
Xenopus laevis (African clawed frog) is the source of this 3324-nucleotide messenger RNA. RefSeq names its product SWI/SNF related, matrix associated, actin dependent regulator of chromatin, subfamily a-like 1 L homeolog (gene smarcal1.L). The transcript has 17 exons. The coding region runs from base 324 to 3206 and encodes 960 amino acids. NCBI's taxonomy places the organism in Eukaryota, Metazoa, Chordata, Amphibia, Anura, Pipidae. Gene Ontology annotation, cellular component: nuclear replication fork; nucleus. Gene Ontology annotation, molecular function: ATP binding; hydrolase activity; nucleotide binding. The record is from RefSeq and is a predicted model, not a curated record. Gene Ontology annotation, biological process: replication fork processing; DNA repair.